Anopheles cruzii is the source of this 1962-nucleotide messenger RNA. RefSeq lists its product as uncharacterized. The coding region runs from base 106 to 993 and encodes 295 amino acids. The record is from RefSeq and is a predicted model, not a curated record. The transcript has 3 exons. Lineage: Eukaryota; Metazoa; Arthropoda; Insecta; Diptera; Culicidae.
UGGGAAGAAAACAAGUGUUGGAAUCUAUAAGUUUUUGAAGUAGUUAGCGCAUUGUUUGCUGUUUUUUCUGGCGGCCACCAUUCUGGAUGCGAGCUACGCGCAGAAAUGAACAACAGAAUGAUGAUCAAAUGUGAACCCCUGGCUGAGGAAGCGGAACUGUUUCGAAGUUUGGUGUCGCACGACGAACAACAUCAGCAGCAGCAACAUCAAGAUUUUCGGAUGUUUUGUGCGUAUAAAUUGAAGGUAACAGAAGAGACUGCGGCACUAUUGGAAGAACAAGGCAUCGAUAUGGAGUGCCUGCGCAAAAUGCGCAUCGAAGACGUCGACGUACUGUUUGAAGGGAAACCGCUCGGGCCGAAGAUCCUCUUCCGUGAAGCGUUUCUCGAGUGGCGAGAAGAAAUUGGUCUACCGUGCAAAAGUCUGAAGACGCUUUCAGCUCGCAAACGUUCCUCCGAAUCGUCCGAUAGUGAUAACAGUAGCCCACCGAAACAAGCGGCAGCUAUUUCUCCGGCAUCUGCGCUACUCUGGGACGAGAGUCUUCAGCAGCAACACUUCCAGGAACAGCGUAUUAAACAGCAGCAACAGGUGUUAGACAAGGACUCUCUGCCGAACCGCAAACCAACCGUUUCGUACAGUUCCUUUGGGUGGCCCAUGAACCCGGUCACGCUAAAGGAUAUUCUCAACAGUAGCUCACACGGGCGGUCAAUUUUGGCCGCUGGUGAGCUUGGCGGACUGGGUAAAUCUCAGCAGUACCAACUGACGGCCAUCAUUAUAUCCUACCAUAUGGAGUAUAAUGUAAAAAUCACGAUUCCUCAGCUGGAAAAUUAUGCGUGCUGCAUCGUAACACUCUUACCUCAUGAAAAUUCCCUAACCUACUACAUUCCACGCGGUCCCAAUCGGCGCACUCAGGGCGGUUCGCUGUAUUCGCGAUUCAUCAAUCAAAAAAUUAGCAAAAAGGCACUUGCCAUCGGCAACUCGGUUGCAGCAUCCUAACGUGUGUGCGAUGCACUCGAGUCAGUACCAUUCCAGGCGUAGAGAUGCUAUACUAGUCACAAUCUCACUGCCGAACCGAAUCGCAGCGUGGCCAGUGCGUAACCACCCACAGAAUAAUCUUAUUACCGCGUUAAGUAUCGGUUACCUGACUCACCGAUCCCUUAGGCGUCUGUGUAUCUGUCAGUUGAAGGAUAAACGUAGAAGCGUUUGAAGACGCUCAACAUUGUUUGGCGUAGUUUAGUUGCGUAUAAUAUUUAUUCAUUUUUACCACCGACCCAUUCCAAGUCCCAAGCGAGAUGUGUGGCUCCGAUGCGGUUAAUACUUAGGAUUGAUACGCUGGAUUCGGGUGAUUCGCUCGAAUGGCCCAUCGGAUAGAGUGUCUUGCUCAUACUCAGUACAAGCCGUCUUAUAGGCAAAACUUACAACCGCUGGUGUUGGUUGAUGAUUAGAUAGUAAUGAACGUUUAGAAGUUAGUUGUUAGACUAGAUCUGCGUGGUUGACAAUGUUAGCGACGAAUGUAAAAGUCUAUUAUCAAUAAUCUCUGGGAGAAGCACAAAACGAGUAAACAUCACUACAAAUCGAUAGCUUUCGACAGACCAUAUACAACGUUAUUAUCUCCUUCCUAAAAGGCUAGAUAACUGGUUGCACAUAUGCCAUAUACCAUCAUAGCAGGCAACGCAAGGCAAAGAGAAGAUGGGAUGGAAAGCAGCACUUUCUAUCGUACACCAAACAAUGUAUGUGUGUGACUCUUUUCAAAUAAUACUUUGGAUGUGAUUUAGUUUACAGUUGAUAUUUUAAGUUGAUUACAGUUGAUAUUGUUUUUUUUCUUCUUUGAAUUGAUAAGAUGAAUCUCGGGAUAAGAAGACUUUUCAUGAUGUGCAAGUUUGGCUAUCAUGUAAAAGUAUUGUAAUUAUUGUUCGCAUCAUGUUGCGCCAACCUAUGAACAAAACAACAUUUUUAAAAUGCAUA